Molecule: messenger RNA, 462 nt
Organism: Gongylonema pulchrum
Lineage: Eukaryota; Metazoa; Nematoda; Chromadorea; Rhabditida; Gongylonematidae
Source: the annotation of a GenBank genome assembly
UUGGAGGUUGAAGGAAUACACCGAAUUUCGGCACCGAAAGUAAAUUUGGAUAAGUUGGAAGAAGCGGCAAAUUCGCGUCAGGCUGUCCAUUUCAGUGAUGUCCACGAUGCGUCUGGUUUGCUGAAACGUUUUGUGCGCCAGCUACCUCAUCACAUCCUCACCGAUGAAAUGCGGCACACUUUUGAAAAAAUUGCUGCAGAAUGUCCAUGUGGAGCGCUGUCACCAUGCCGAUGCCUGGUGGCCGAUAUACUGAAAGCCCAGCUAAAUUCUUUGCCGCGCGAGAAUUAUACACUGCUGGCAUAUUUGUUCAUACAUGCACAGAUGAUUUUGCAAAAAAGUGAUCAAAAUAAGAUGGGUUUGGCAGCGCUUGGAUUAAUCCUACAGGCAGCACUGAAUAUAUCGCAGCCUCUUGUCCGAAUUUUGUUGCUCAAUGCUUCCAAUGUCAUUCCAAUGGAGUAUCAU